Molecule: messenger RNA, 1044 nt
Organism: Rattus norvegicus (Norway rat)
Lineage: Eukaryota; Metazoa; Chordata; Mammalia; Rodentia; Muridae
Source: RefSeq, a predicted model, not a curated record
GCUGCAAUACGAACCAUGGGGCCUUCGGCGCCCUACACUAUACAGAUAGUGGACAUGGUGUCCAGCCAAUGGUUAACUCCGCAUGACUGGCACCAGACUGCCAAAGCAACUCUCUCCCUGGGGGAUUAUAUCCUCUGGAGGACAGAAUAUGAAGACAAGAGCAAAGAAACUGUACAAAAAUCCUCAGGAAAAAGGGGGCCCGAGGUAACUUUAGAGAUGAUGCUGGGGACAGGAGCAUUUGUUGCCCCUGCUUCUCAGGUAAAAAUACCCAAGUUUAUCCUAAAAGAGGUUACUACCAACGCUGUUUUGGCCUGGAGAGCAAUCCCGCCUCCUGGGUCAAAAAAGACUGUCUUGGCAGGAAUAAAACAAGGAAAUGAGGAAUCUUAUGAGACCUUUGUCUCUAGACUGGAGGAAGCUAUCCACAGAAUGAUGCCCCCAGGAGAAGGGGCUAAAAUGCUCUUAAAGCAAUUGGCAUGGGAAAAUGCUAAUUCACUAUGCCAGGAUCUUAUAAGAUCAGUGAGAAAAACGGGAAGUAUACAGGACUAUGUCAAGGCCUGCAUAGAUGCCUCUCCUACAGUGGUACAGGGGAUGGCCUAUGCUGCUGCCAUGAGAGGACAGAAGUACGAAGCCUUUGUUAAACAAACAUAUGGAGGAAACAAUGCUAGGGACAACUCUGGCCCCACUUGUUACUCAUGUGGAGAAGACGGGAGAGGCAGUGAAAGAUGUAAUACAACACCUGGUGCACAGUUUCUCUUACAUGGGUAUCCCGAAGAAAAUAAAACUGACAAUGCACCUGCCUAUGUGACAAAAACCUUAGAGCAUUUUUAUCAACAGUGGAACAUAGCCCAUGUCACAGGAAUUCCAUACAACCCACAAGGGCAAGCCAUUGUGGAACAUAUACAUUACAAUAUUAAAGCACAGAUUCAAAAGUUAAGGUCAACAGGAUGCCGAAUCACCAAUUUGGGACCCAGACAGACUCAUCAGGCCAGGCAAAGGAAACGGACAUCCGUCCCCCAUGCCGAAAGAGGCCGAACCGCCAGAUAA